CUGAAGAGGAGAAAUCUUCCCUGUUUCAUGGUUUGAGGUUCUUGUGUAUCAAGAGUUUAUUUCAAAGUGAAAGACUUGAAAUGUAAAAGUGAUAAAGUGGCUUAUUCUAUCCCAGCCAUGUUUGUAUUAUUUUACAAAGUUACCCGUUGAGGAUAAGAAACGGAAAUGAGCCUCUUUCAUUUAAGAGAAAAAGCAGAAGCAAGCUAGAGGUUGCUGUGGAGGCCGGUCCCUUCCCUCUGCUCAGGGGACCCCCCCCCCCCCCCACCUUGCCUUGGGCACUGAACUUUGCACUGUGGAGAGCUAAGUGGGGAGCUGGCUGGAUUUGGGUGUCGGACCCCAGAGUCCCUGAGCCAGGUUGUAAAGCAAGAGGCCUGGGUGCCUUGUCUGGGUUUUUGUUUCACUGCAGGCAUUGCAAAGCAGCUUCAGUUUUCCUGCUCUGGUCCUGCUUGGGCUGCCCUCUAGACCCUGAAGUGGAGGACUCAAGAGUCAGGUGCCCAGGGCAGUCAGCACAGCGCACAGCUUUGCAGUCUGGACCAGGUUCAGAUCCCAGUUCUGCCACUUCUUGUCUGUGUGACCUUGGACAAGUCCCUUGCUGUUUCUGGAAGGGGCAGGGGCUGCUAAUUUAAUGUCUGGCCAGAUUCUGUCUCAGGAUUUUGAAUUCCAGAAAGCAGGUGCCAAGGAAGGGGGCUGGGACUGAGACUAGGGUCUGAGUCCCGGUGCGGUGCGGUGUCGCCACCUGUCUUCUUGCCCUUCAUGGAGUAAGUGCACCUCUCAGGACUUUAUUUUCCCCUCCAGCAUUUCUCACUGAGUCAAUGAGAUCAGCAGGCUUUGCACCCAAUUAGGAGAGGAUGGGGCGCAGCCUUCUUCCAGUCUUCCUGGGGGAUGGCUGGAGGCCCUUUCAGGCGCCUGUCCUGAGGCGAUGCCUUGGUGCUCAGCAGUGAGCUUGCUCUGCAGACCCUGCCAGUCCUGCCUCAUUGGACAGGCCCCUUCCCUCCUGCCUUGUCCUUUUUACAGACUGGACUCGGGCACCUCCUCCUCUCGGAAGCUUCCUGAGGCCCAUUCUGAGGGGGCCUUGCUGCUCCCUGUCUCCUCCCCAGUUGUGUCUCUACUGCUGCCCUCACCUCCGCACUGUCUGUUGGGUCCGCCUCCCAGGAGGCAGAGCAGGUGUCAUUAAUGAUGUUGCCAGCACGACCGCCCUUCUGUUACCACCUGCAGUGGAGGGAGGGAGGAAGGGCCAAAGGGCAAGGCCUGGCCUCUCCCCUGCUCCUCGUUUGCAUCCUAGUCCCCAGCUCAGGCCUGGCCUAGAGUUGACCCUUGAUUAAUGACCAUACCAACCUGCGGUGAGGUGAGCAUGCACAGAGGCCCUGCUUAAAGACCAGGUAGGGUCCUGUGCAUUGCAGCCUGAAGUCCUCCCCACUGGCCUUGACCCAGCUUCGCUCUCAUUUUGUAACGGAGGAAACUGAGACCCAGCUUUUAGCAACUUGGGGAGGCUGAGCAGGCUGGAGGCCUCCUGGUCUUUGCUGGGGAAGCACCCUCUAGAGUGACUUUGUAACCUUGGGUGUGCAGAGUAACAAGGGUGCGGGAGGAUGCAGAACAAUUGGUGGUAAUAGUCAUACUGGCUGAAUCUGAGGAGCGCUCAGCUGUGUAUCAUUGUAUUAAGGGCCUGAGAUAGCAUAUCCUGUUUAAUCCUUAGAACAAGGUAGGUAAUAUUGCCUUCUUCUGGGUGGAAAAGGCCCUGGAGGGUUUGGGUGACUUGUUUGUUUGUUGGUACCAGGGAUGGAACUUGGGACCUUGCACUUGCAAGCCAGACGCUGGAACCGCUGAGUUAACCCCCGGCCCUGUUUGUUUUGUUUUUUAAGACAGGGUCUUGCUGUGUAGCCCAGGCUGGCCUUGAACUCACGGCAGUCUUGCUGCAGCCUCCUGAGUGCUGGGAUUACAGGCAUUCCCCACCAUACCUGGGCCAAGUGACUUCUUGUAGUGUCUGCAGCCAGCAUCGAGGCGGGCCUGCAGCCUCCCAUCCGUUUCUCCUGCCUCCUUUCUCUUCCCCUGGGUGGCCGACAAUGACCACCAUGGUCGAUGUGGACGCCCUUCCGGAAUACGAGAAGAGUCAGAUCAAGCGAGCCCUGGAGCUGGGGACGGUCAUGACGGUGUUCAGCUUCCGAAAGUCCACCCCUGAGCGGAGGACAGUCCAGGUGAUCAUGGAAACGAGGCAGGUGGCCUGGAGCAAGACUGCGGACAAGAUCGAGGGCUUCUUGGAUAUCAUGGAAAUCAAGGAAAUUCGCCCAGGGAAGAACUCCAAGGACUUCGAGCGUGCAAAAGCAGUCCGCCAGAAGGAAGACUGCUGCUUCACCAUCUUGUACGGCACCCAUUUCGUCCUCAGCACACUCAGUUUGGCAACUGACUCCAGAGAGGAUGCAAUUAUGUGGCUCUCAGGCCUGAAAAUCUUGCACCAGGAAGUGAUGAGCGCAUCCACGCCCACUAUCAUAGAGAGUUGGCUGAGAAAACAGAUUUAUUCUGUAGAUCAAACCAGAAGAAACAGCAUCAGCCUCCGAGAGUUGAAGGCCAUCCUACCCCUGGUCAACUUCAAAGUGAGCAGUGCCAAGUUCCUCAAAGAUAAGCUUGUGGAAAUUAGUGCACACAAAGACGAACUCAGCUUUGAGCAGUUUCAUCUCUUCUAUAAAAAACUUAUGUUUGAGCAGCAAAAACUGAUUCUUGACGAAUUCAAAAAGGAUUCCUCCGUGUUUAUCCUGGGGAACACUGACCGACCUGAUGCCUCUGCCGUUUACCUGCAGGACUUCCAGAGGUUUCUUGUACACGAGCAGCAGGAGCUUUGGGCUCAGGAUGUAAACAAAGUCCGGGAGCAGAUGACAAAGUUUAUUGACGACACCAUGAGGGAGACGGCUGAGCCCUUCUUGUUUGUGGACGAGUUCCUCAUGUACCUGUUUUCCCGAGAAAACAGCAUCUGGGAUGGGAAGCACGAUGUGGUGGACAUGCAGGACAUGAACAACCCCUUGUCCCAUUACUGGAUCUCUUCGUCCCACAACACGUACCUCACAGGUGACCAGCUGCGCAGCGAGUCGUCCACAGAAGCCUACAUCCGCUGCUUGCGCAUGGGCUGCCGCUGCAUUGAGCUGGACUGCUGGGAUGGGCCCGACGGGAAGCCCAUUAUCUACCACGGCUGGACGCGGACCACCAAGAUCAAGUUCGAUGAUGUCGUGCAGGCCAUCAGAGACCACGCCUUCGUCACCUCGAGCUUCCCCGUGAUCCUGUCCAUCGAGGAGCACUGCAGUGUGGAGCAGCAGCGGCACAUGGCCAGGAUGUUCAAGGAGGUGCUUGGCGAGCUGCUGCUGACCAAGCCCACGGAGGCCAGCGCCGACCAGCUGCCCUCGCCCAGCCAGCUGCGGGAGAAGAUCAUCAUCAAGCAUAAGAAGCUGGGCCCCCGAGGUGAUGUCGAUGUGAACGUGGAGGACAAGAAAGAUGAGCACAAGCAACAGGGUGAACUGUACAUGUGGGACUCCAUCGACCAGAAGUGGACUCGGCACUACUGCGCCAUUGCUGACGCCAAGCUGUCCUUCAGUGACGACAUUGAGCAGGCCGCGGAGGAGGAACUGUCCCAGGACCUUCCACCCAUGGAGCUGCAUUUGAGGGAGAAAUGGUUCCACAAGAAGAUGGAGAAGAGGACGAACGCGGAGAAGCUGCUGCAGGAGUACUGUGCCGAGGCGGGUGCCAAGGACGGCACCUUCCUGGUGCGGGAGAGCGAGAGCCACCCCAACGCCUACACCCUGUCCUUCUGGCGGUCGGGCCGUGUGCAGCACUGCCUGAUCCGCUCCACCUUGGAGAAUGGCGCCAUGAAGUACUACCUGACCGACAACCUCAAGUUCAGCAGCAUCUACGACCUCAUCCAGCACUACCGAGAGUCGCACCUGCGCUGUGCCGAGUUUGAGCUGCGGCUGACCGACCCGGUGCCGAACCCCAACCCACAUGAGUCCAAGCCGUGGUACUAUGACGGGCUGAGCCGUGGAGAGGCGGAGGACAUGCUGAUGCGGAUUCCCCGAGAUGGAGCCUUCCUCAUCCGGAAGCGGGAAAAGAAGCAUGAAGGGCUGGAGGACUCCUACGCCAUCACCUUCAGGGCCAGGGGCAAGGUGAAACACUGUCGCAUCAACCGGGAUGGCCGUCACUUUGUGCUGGGGACAUCUGCCUAUUUUGAGAGCUUGGUGGAGCUUGUCAGUUACUAUGAGAAACAUACCCUCUACCGAAAGAUGCGGCUGCGGUACCCUGUGACCCCUGAGCUCUUGGAGCGCUACAAUAUGGAAAGAGACAUAAACUCCCUCUAUGACGUCAGCAGGAUGUAUGUGGAUCCGAGUGAGAUCAACCCUUCUAUGCCUCAGAGAACCGUGAAAGCUCUGUAUGACUACGAAGCCAAGCACAGUGACGAGCUGAGCUGCCGAGGUGCCCUCAUCCACAACGUCUCCAAGGAACCCGGGGGCUGGUGGAAAGGAGACUAUGGCACCCGAAUCCAGCAGUACUUCCCGUCCAACUACGUGGAGGACAUUUCCACGGCGGAUGGGGAGGAGCUGGAGAAGCAGUCCUGGCUGGAGUCUCCAGGGUGGUUUCCACAGGAGAACAACAUGAAGUACUGGGAGAAGAACCAGUCGAUCGCCAUUGAGCUCUCUGACCUGGUUGUCUAUUGCAAACCAACCAGCAAAACCAAGGAUAACUUAGAGAACCCUGACUUCCGAGAAAUUCGCUCCUUUGUGGAGACAAAGGCUGACAGCAUCAUCAGACAGAAGCCCGAGGAUCUCUUGAGGUAUAACCAGAAGGGCCUGACCCGCAUCUAUCCGAAGGGACAGAGGGUUGACUCUUCAAACUACGAUCCCUUUCGCCUGUGGCUGUGUGGUUCCCAGAUGGUGGCGCUCAAUUUCCAGACCGCAGACAAGUACAUGCAGCUGAAUCAUGCAUUGUUUUCACUCAAUGGGCGGACGGGCUACGUUCUGCAACCAGAGAUCAUGCGGACAGGGAAGUAUGACCCGAUGCCACCAGAGUCGCAGCGGAAGAUCCAGAUGACUCUCACCAUCAAGGUCCUAGGUGCCCGCCACCUACCCAAGCCUGGACGAAGUAUUGCUUGUCCCUUUGUAGAGGUGGAAAUCUGUGGGGCAGAGUAUGACAACAACAAGUUCAAGACAACAGUUGUGAAUGACAACGGCCUCAGCCCUGUCUGGGCUCCAACGCAGGAGAAGGUGACAUUUGAAAUUUAUGACCCAAACCUCGCGUUUCUGCGCUUUGUAGUUUAUGAGGAAGACAUAUUCAGCGAUCCCAACUUCCUCGCUCACGCCACUUAUCCCAUUAAAGGGAUCAAGUCAGGGUUUCGAUCUGUUCCUCUCAAGAAUGGGUACAGUGAGGACAUCGAGCUGGCUUCCCUCCUGGUUUUCUGUGAGAUGCGGCCAGUCCUGGAGAGUGAGGAAGAACUCUACUCCUCCUGUCGCCAGCUGCGGAGACGGCAAGAAGAGCUGAACAACCAACUAUUUCUGUAUGACACACAUCAGAACCUGCGCAAUGCGAACCGGGAUGCCCUUGUCAAAGAGUUCAACGUCAAUGAGAACCAGCUCCAGCUGUAUCAGGAGAAGUGCAAUCGAAGGUUGCGAGAGAAGAGAGUCAGCAACAGCAAGUUCUACUCUUAGAAGCCAGUGUACACGUGUAAGGGUGUGGUGUGUGCGUGUGUGUUGCAUGUAGAAGACUGUGCUCUGUUCGAUCCCUUGAAAGAGGAUGCUGUGUGACACCAUCCUCUCCGUCUGCCAUCAAGAUGACAUUUGUGAAGAAGACCAAAGGGCACAAGUUGGGUUAACUUCCUGCUAAUAUGUGCCCCUGGGACAAUUUCUUAACUUAUAUUCUUUACAGAGGACUCCAAAAAUGUGCUCAUUUCUGGCCUCUCAUGUUCCAAACUUCAUUGAAUAAAAACAACAAAAUUCUCAAUCAAUUAAGGGUUUUAUGCAUGUCCUACAUGCUGAAUAGGAUUUUUUUUCUGGCCAACAAGAUUCUGCUAAUGGCCCAGGUAAUUGACUUCCACAGAAGAUGAGCUGGGAAUGUAAGGAACUAAUUCAUUCAGUUCUGAAAAAGAUUUUUACUAAAAGGCAAAUGACUCCAAAGUUAAGGCCUUUGGAUUCCACAAGGACCCAAAAGGAAAUGUGCCCCAGUCAGUGGGCUCAAUUCAGUGUGCUAGCUACCACCGGCUGGCUGGACAGGCCUCCUGUGUGGACCGGCUGAGUCCACAAUAAGUGGUUGGGUGAUGGAAUUUGAUCAUUAGGACAAUUUUUUUGUACUGGGAAUUGAACUCAGGGCUGUGCCCCAGUCAGGCAGGCACCCUGCUGCUGAGCUACACUCCUGACCCCAAUUAGGACAAUUUCUAAUCACUGUUAGAAGCUUGCUUUGUGACUAGGAUUACUGGGGCUGUGGCAGAGAUCUUGGGACCUCUGUUUUAAAAGUCAGACACCAGACACUGCUGGGGGGUUGGCCAGCUUCUUGCCCCUGCUCUCCCUGCUGGAAGGCUCUGGACUCACUCUCCAUGCCCAGAGCCUCACUGAGUGGCUGGGAGGGUGCUGGGAAAGCCCUGGGGUCCACAGACAAGAACUUUAAGGGGGCAGAUGAAAGGUGUGUGGAGGAAUCUCUCUCAGCUAUGCACUAUUCUGGAGGAAGGAGUCAAGGUUUAAAGCUCAGGCAUUAGGGUGUUACAGCAAACCUCAAAUGCAGCUGCUCCCAGAGGGGUAAACACAUCCAGAUCGUGACUGUACAUGUGGUUGGCUGGGAUUUUACACCUCUGCAUUCUGAGGUAUAACAUCAGUGAUUUAAUAAAACUGUUGAGACAACAGUCUGUGGGGCACGUGGGGUCAGUAGUCACAACUGCUCAGAGAGAAUCAGAAACUGACCCAGGAAAGCAGGUGUAUGAGAACUGCAGAUAUGGUGCACAGGAACAAACUAGCAGGACAUAGGUAGAAGCAGGUCCUAGAAACCAUUCAGCCCCACCCCUCCCCUGGUUAUCCAAAUCUGGGCUUAGCAUGUGUGCAUUGCUGAAGAGCUGAUAAGAACCAACUAGGCUCCAUCUGACCUCAAAAUGCCAUCCCUUCAUGCCACAAAAUCUUGACCUUCCACAUGCCAAGUACCCUGCCAAAGUCUUUGAUAUUGAAAAACAUCCAUAGUUUCUGAUCUCCCAGACUAUAUCCACCCAUAAGCUCCUACAAGACAUCUACCUUCCUUAAAGCUGGGAAUAAGGGAUCUGGAGUCAGAUCAAGGUGGGGUCACUACCUUGUGACACUGGUUGAUCCUGGGUUUGGGAGCUGCUGUUUUAUUCAGCAGUCAGCAACCCAGGGAAGUGGAGUCCUCACAGUAGCCAGUGUUCAAAGCAACUUUCAAGAAAGGUUGAUGGGAAGGCAUGGAGCUGAAGGCUGGAAGGGAGGAAGUGUCAGGUGAUGGCCAGUGCCUUGUUAGCUGGUGGCCAGAGCCUACUGCUCACAGUGCCAGUCCCAGCCCCUUUCAGCUCUGUCAUUACAGCUGCACACCAGAGCUCAGGGGUGCUGUCACUUCCUUUCAGCUCCUGCUUCACUCUAUUUUGAAGCUGGAUUGCUAAGGCCUGUACCUCUUUUGAUUAAAAGAGUAUUGCCACAGUAUCAAAGACAUUGGGUAGAAGAGGCAUCCCUUCAGCUGGUUUUGUGUGCAGUCUAUAUGCAGCCCACCUCUGCAGAGAAGGAACAGGACAGGCAGGUGACAACAGCAGCGGGGCUGGGAAGGACCCAUUUCCUCCAGUGACAAUCACUGGAUUCUACCACUAGACAGUAUUUGCUCUGGUUCUGUCCCACCCUAGUACAGCAACACAGGAAUCUGGUUCUUGGUGGUGUCGGGCCUCAGUGAAUCUUCUCAGGAAAGAAGUGGAUGGAAUUGUGGCUUUUCCCAGGCAGAGUCUGUCAGAAGCCAGGUAACCUAACCACUCAGCUGGGAUGAGCUCAUGGCAUGGCUGUUAAGCCACAGGCAACUCAUGUCAUACAGCAGGGUGGUGGGGACAUCCUGAAAGAUGGCAGCAACACUGGUGGAGCCAAGUCCCAACCACAUGUGCAUCACCUCUCCUCUGCUCACCACUGCCUCACAUGCACUAUUCUGGAGUAUCAGUUAUUACGUGGAAUAUAAAGCGGGGAGCCUGGAAGGUCACAGAUUGGGAAACUUAACUUAUACAAAGAUAAUUUCACCAUGAUGAGACUUGAUAUGCAGGGGUUCAGGGGGCUGUCAAUGGUCACAUUCCCCAAACUUGAUGGCAGAAUCCUGUUGUCAAGCAGUGGCUCAUGUGACAGGUGGGCUGCAGAGAACACAUGAGGGCCUGGUGCUCCUAAGAAGGUGGCCAGGCAACAAAACCAGUAAUUCAGAUGCUCUGUGACCAAGGCCAAUGGCUUUUGUAUUGCAAGGUGAUGGCAACCCAGCUUUACCCCUGGGGUGUAGCAGAGCUUUUCAGAGCAUCUCUUUUCAGAUCCUCCUGUUGUUCUUGGUGUACUGUUUAAUAACACUCACCUCUCUGAGGAAAUGAUCUUUUCUCAGCUUACAAAAGAAAUACAGCUUCUCCCAUCUCCUCCCUAUCUAUCAGAGAUUAUGACCCAAGGUGUAGAACUCAAAAUAUGGAUGUUUAGAAAGUGAAAGACUAAAAAGGGUACAGAUCCUUUGGAAAAUCCAGUGGUUCCCAAUUCUUUAAUUUCACAAAAUGGACAGAACACCCAGUAGAUUUCUGUAUUUUGACAUGUACCUGUAAAGGAGUUGCAAGGACUUAGCGAUACUGCACCCACAAACAUUUCCACUCCCAUCUCAUAUACGUGAAUAGGGACCAGUGACCCGCUCCAUGCAUAAAAUUUAAAAGGGAGACUAAUCUGGGUAUGGUGGCACACUUCUAUAAUCCCAGCACUCUGGAAGUGCUGCACGUUCAAUCCCAGCUUGGGCCACUUACCAAUUUAGCAAGACCCUGCCUCAAAAUUUAAAAAGAGGCCCAGGGAUGUAGCUCAGUGUGAGCUACAUCUCUGGGUUUGAUCACCAGUACUGGAAAACCAAACCUAAGCAGACUUGGUGCUACAUCUCGUUUCAUUCUGAAAAUAUUAACCUACAGAUAGAUGCAACUGGAGAGAAAAACCUUCAUCACAUUGAUACAUUUUCAAUGAAGUUUUGCUAUGUUUGUGUAUUAAAAUUUGUACUUAACUGAUCAAGAAAAAAAGAAAAAAAUUUUCCAGAAGAAAGUUUUAAAGGUUUAGAGUAUUUUGAUUAUAAAAUACCAUGUAAAUGUGUUAAAGAUACAAUUAAGCAAUAUAAAAGCCAAGAGUAGGCUAAAAUUCUGAGGAAGAGGUAUUAAAAUGCAAAUUCAAAAAGUAAAAGAGAAAGUGUGUCAUUUUCUACUAUGAAAAAUUGUUUUGUCCUUUAAUUUUUGAAAGAAGAGGUAUUUAUAAGUAACUUUUAUAUGUAGAGCCUCUUGGUUAAAUUUAAAAAGAAAAUAACAGUUUUAUUUGAAAAUGUAGUAACAAUUUGUCAGCACUUACAUCCUUUGCAAUUAUUCAUGAUGAGAAAUUUUAGUGGUCAAUUUAGAAAUGUAUAUGGGGGGGAAUGUAUAAGGGGAUAUGAUACCCAGAUUUUCAAAAUUCACUUAAGUAUCUGAGCAUAACAUUUUCCGUGAUUUUUUUCUUCUUUUUUUUUGGUACCGGGGAUCGAACUCAGGACCUUGCACUUGCAAGGCAGGUGCCGGAACCACUGAGCUAAAUCCCCAGCCUGAGCAUAACAUUUUAAGAUUGCUGAUCUAGGGCCACUUAAUUAUAUCUAGAAGCAGAGAUUGCUAAAAGGGGCUGCAAUCCUUUUUACUUCAAAAGGAAUGUAAUUUUACUACUAACUUUUAUGCCAUUGUACUUUUUGGAAGCAAACCUAAAAGCUGUAUUCUAGCCAACAGAAAGUUAAUUCAGAAAUAUGCAAAAUUGGCAUUUUAAAAAUUACUCAAUGAUUUGUCCUAGGGUUAAUUUUCAAAAAAUUACCUUGAAGAGACAAGAGUCUACAGUGAUCUUAUCUUAGACAUUUAUACAUUCCUUAUUUUUCACUAGGUUUUGAAAAGGUGCAUCUGGAAGCUUAUGUUUCAUUAUUAAAGUGUAAUUUAUUUUUCAUAUAAAUAGUAUGUACUUGUGUGUACAUAGAGAAUUAUGUGAAUGAGUCACGUGUUGGCUGCUGUUGAUGUGAAAGUAAAUAGCUGUAUCACACUUGAAAAAAUAAAAAUUUGAUCUGGAUGAA
Heterocephalus glaber (naked mole-rat) is the source of this 10287-nucleotide messenger RNA. Lineage: Eukaryota; Metazoa; Chordata; Mammalia; Rodentia; Bathyergidae. The record is from RefSeq and is a predicted model, not a curated record.